AUGUUCCUGUUUGGCCCGGAAAUAGCGACCAUGGACGAAGUUAUCGAAGCUCUUAAUAUACAGGACGAAGUUGUCGAAGCUCUCAAUAUACAGGACGAAGUUGUCGAAGUUUACAAUAUACAGGACGACGUUGUCAAAGCUGUCAAUAUACAGGACGAAGUUGUCGAAGCUCUCAAUAUACAGGUGGAAGUUGUCGAAGUUUACAAUAUACAGGACGACGUUGUCAAAGCUGUCAAUAUACAGGACGAAGUUGUCGAAGCUGUCAAUAUACAGGACGAAGUCGUCGAAGCUGUCAAUAUACGGGACGAAGUUAUCGAAGUUUACAAUAUACAGGACGAAGUUGUCGAAGUUUACAAUAUACAGGACGAAGUUGUCGAAGCUGUCAAUAUACAGGACGAAGUUGUCGAAGUUUACAAUAUACAGGACGACGUUGUCUAA
This is a messenger RNA of Mya arenaria, 438 nucleotides long. RefSeq lists its product as uncharacterized. The record is from RefSeq and is a predicted model, not a curated record. The transcript has 2 exons. The coding region runs from base 1 to 438 and encodes 145 amino acids. NCBI's taxonomy places the organism in Eukaryota, Metazoa, Mollusca, Bivalvia, Myida, Myidae.